Messenger RNA from Capsella rubella, 1294 nucleotides. Its product is annotated as rhomboid-like protein 19. The record is from RefSeq and is a predicted model, not a curated record. Gene Ontology annotation, biological process: retrograde vesicle-mediated transport, Golgi to endoplasmic reticulum. Gene Ontology annotation, cellular component: Golgi apparatus; membrane. The coding region runs from base 124 to 1038 and encodes 304 amino acids. The transcript has 8 exons. Lineage: Eukaryota; Viridiplantae; Streptophyta; Magnoliopsida; Brassicales; Brassicaceae.
AUUGUGGGAGAAGAAGUAGAGGAGGAGAAAAUAAUCUCCGGUUAGAGCUGCGUCGACGAGAUCUAUCGUCACUCGUCAGGCAUCUCAGAUUUAUUGUUACACUCUUCGCUCAAGUCCGGCGACAUGAGUUCUCCGGGAACCAGUAUGUUCACCAAUUUCACUAAGCUCUGCAAAGGACUUGCUCUGGUGCUUGUGGUGGGACACCUCGUUGUUCAGUUCAUUCCUGCUACCGUCCCAUACCUUGCUCUCAUUCCGGCGAGGACUAUUCCUUUUGCCUGGAACCUUAUUACAAGCGGCUAUUUUGAACUAUCAGUAUAUGGGGUUGUCUUCAGCACCGUUUCUCUCCUCUUUAUGGGAAAGUUCCUGGAACCCGUCUGGGGUUCCAAGGAGUUCCUUAAGUUCAUAUUUGUGGUGAACUUCCUUACGUAUCUCUGUGUCUUCGUUACAGCCAUUGCCUUGUACUACAUAACGAGGCUGGAAAUCUACCUAUAUAUGCCCUUUGCAGGUUUUAAUGGUGUCUUGGCAGGCCUUCUUGUCGGUAUAAAGCAGAUAAUACCUGACCAGGAGGUAUAUCUGAUAAAGAUAAAAGCAAAGUGGUUGCCCUCAAUUGUGCUAGUUUUGUCAAUAGCCUCAAGCUUCUUCACACUAGAUUCAGCAGCAUAUCUUCCCACUUUGAUAUUUGGUACAUAUAUGGGGUGGUUAUACCUCAGGUACCUACAGAGGAGACCAGAAACAAAGCUCAGAGGAGAUCCAAGUGAUGACUUUGCAUUCUCCUCUUUCUUUCCUGAAUUUCUCAGGCCCGUAAUUGACCCCAUAGCAUUAAUCUUUCACCGAAUGCUUUGUGGACGAUCAAAUGUCACCAGUGAAGACCAUGGUUAUGCUACCAGCGGUGCGCCAUUGCCAGGUUCUGAUUCUGUUGAAGCAUCCAGGAGAAGAGAAAGAGGGGCAAGAGCUCUAGAGGAGAGACUAGGAACAGAAAGAUUGGCUCCUGCAAGAAACAAAGAUGAAUUGCAGAGUGAUGCUUUGGAUAGCGUAUAAGUGGAGAUGGCAAGAAGCGUUUUGAAGAAGGUGUGUGGAUUUCUCUUGCUUGUUUCAGGUGGACAGCUUUUUCUUACUUUAUGAGGUUUGGUCAUCAUUAUACCAAAGGAAAAAAAAGUCAGCUUCUCCGUAAAUUGUUAAGACAGCUCUAAAAAAAAAAUAGUAAAUUUCCUUGGGGUAAACCAGUUAGAAACGAUUUCAUUGGACGAGAUAAUAGAAAUUUAUACAUGUUUAACUUCACCAAAGAUGUUUUCUU